GGUCGCCACUCGGCGCUGAUAAUAAACUGCGUCACUCGAAAUCAGGAAAAAAAUUUACAGGCAUGAACCUGGUAAAAAUAUCGGCCAGCGAAUUUUUCCUUUCGUCGACUUUCUGGCUCGCUGCAAAGUCAACCCGACUGGAUCGUGAGGGUCAAACGGAGCGGAGUAUGCUCCAACAGAUGUCCUCGUCGCCCGGCGCGCAGUUCGGCGAGGUCGCGAGUCGCGCGCGCCCCGCCGAAGGUCGCGCGUGCGGCGACGCGUCCUCGGACGCCUCCUCCGACACACCGGAGGAGGUCGACCUGCCGGAGUGCAAAAUAAAAAGAAACUACAACUGCACGAAAUGCACGUUCUACACGCAGAACCCGCGGGCAUUCCUCGUGCACUCGCGGGACGUUCAUUUCGAGAAGCUCAAGAUCUACGACUGCCCGCACUGCGUCUACGCCUCCCGCCACCACCAGAAGCUCACGAGACACAUCAAGAUGGUCCACGAGGCGACCUCCUCCAAGGAGCAGCAGACCCCGACCGCCGGCGUCGUCGUGGAGGCCAGCCCGAGUCGGCCGCAGGAGAAGAUCGAGGACCUGCUGGAGGAGGUGGAGGAGGACGAGGACGCGAUGGACGUGGACGAGUGCGCCGAGGAGUCCAUGGAGAGGAUCGCGGAGGGGGAGCCCUCCGGCGCCGACGACGGCUCCAAGGGCCGGGGGGGCUACUACUCGUGCGGCAAGUGCAACUACGUGACGCACAUCAGGUCGCGGUACACGAAGCACGUGAAGUAUCACUCGAUGCCGAUGAUAAAGUGCACCAUGUGCGAGUUCCGGACGCCCUACAAGUGGAAUCUGGACCGGCACAUGAAGAACCACGGUGGCUCCGGCAGCUUCCACUGCUCCAUGUGCAACUUCACCGCCGACAUCAAGCAGAGCCUCACCGUGCACGAGAUGAACCACCACACGCACCCGGUCGGUCAGGCGACCACUCGGCGCCGGAACCGGGUGGGCGCGAGCGACAUGUCGGCCGACCCCGACGCCCGGGACGCCAGCACGCUCAUCGUCCAGGAGGACGGCAGCGGGGACUCGUCGCAGGGCGCCUCGGACAUGGGUCUUCAGUAUACACAAAACGAUAGGGAAAUGACUGGAUGCCAAAGUGACUCAAAUGAAGCUUCGACGUCUGAAAAUAUGAUAUCAAAAGAUGAUAGCCAACUAUCGCUCGGAUCGAAUGCUAAUUUGGACGACAGCAAGAACCAAAAAGAAAGUAAAAAGGCCCCUAGACCUAUUCCACAACUUAUACCUCUAACAGCUUCAACUCCGAACCAAAAAUCAAGGGAGCCCUCAGGGGAGCCACCUGCUAAAAAGUUUAAGGAAAACCCUGUGCUAGAUUCCUCUACACAGCCGAUCGUCACGAAAAAAACUGACAAUUUACCGAAGGAGGUUAAUUUUACUCAGGCAAGUAGCGCGCCCAAGGACACUGUGAGUCGGAAGAAAAAUGAAUCAUUUUUCGAUCGAUUAAAAGAAAGGUUGUUGACAGAAACUGGUAAAGAUGGAUUAAUAUGUAAGAACUGCGGAUUCGAAAGCAAGUGUUUAUCAGAGCAAUCCGUUCAUGAAAAAACUUGUUUACCGCUAUCGAAUCGAAGCCAGCUAAAUACGUCGGGUUCAAAUUUAGGAUCAACGAGGUGUCAGAAUUGCAGACAUCGGUGCAAAUCUAGCGCCGAUCUAGUAGUACACAUGCAAACAUGUGGAUCGAACCAAAAACCCUCUGCGGAAAUUAAACCAGAGCCACAAAUUCCAGAGGUGAAUGGCGUCACAAAUAGUAGCGGAGAAAAGGACGCUGAGCCACACCCGAUGGAAAACGUAGUUUUCGUUUGGAACAAUAUAACACAAAAUAAAUUUGAAACUCCUCUAGACAUCAGAAUAAACGAUGACUCUACGCUCCCAGAUCACAAAACUUACGAGUCGGAGAUCGUAGAUGACAAUGAAUCUAUGAACUUGUCGCCUAGUCAAGCCACCGGUAGAAAAGUCUUCAAAUGCCCUCACUGUAUGUUCUGGGCUUCCACAGCUUCCAGAUUCCACGUUCAUAUAGUAGGCCAUCUGAAUAAGAAACCUUUCGAGUGCUCCUCUUGCAAAUAUAAAUCCAACUGGAGGUGGGAUAUCACUAAACAUAUUAAAUUAAAAUCAGUUAGAGAUCCUGAGCAUGCCGAAGCCAAAGUGCUCAUGACGGACGAAACGGGCCGACGCAACUACAGCAAAUACAACAGAUUCAUGGCUAUCGCGAUAUGCGAAAAUGAUCAGUACCAAUUCCAUUACUUGGACCAGAAUGCGGCAACAAAUACAGAAAUAGAUGACGAAUCUUUAAACGACGAAAACACUAACUCUCCAUAUUAUGAUAUUCAACCAUUAAACCUACAAACAUUAUCGAUGGACGCCAAGUUCGAAGCCGACAAUAGACUGGACGGAAAAAAACCUAAAAAGACUUUAUGGAAAUGCAAAAAAUGUAAUUACAAGGAUACAUCGCGCGAGGCACUUCUUGAACACGUAAAGGAGCAUUCCAAGCCGGAGGAACCAGAAGACAAGAAUAAGAAACUGGAGAACGUUGUAGACCCAGCAGAUUUAGCGUACAGAUGCGGACAUUGCAAUCAAUUGUCGAAUUGGAAGCACGUUAUUCAGAGACACUGUCGACUGAAGCACGACGGGAUUAUCAAAGUGAUUACAACAGUGAAGGCGAAACCGGAUCCGAAUGCUGCACCCAGUGAGCCCAACGUCGAGUCAUGUAUCAAAUGUCCAUUCAAAUCGAGCGACAAAAACUUAAUACUCAUGCACCAACGCCAACACCAACCCUCGCCGCAUUCCAUGUUCAAAUGCAGCCUGUGCCCGUUUUUCGUCAAGGACGAGGUCGAGCUGGCGCAGCACUUAACUUUACACGGCGUAACCGAACCGGAGGAAUUCAACGUUUCCAAGGAAUUCAAUAUGUUCAAGGCCGCCUCCGAGUCCCCGGCGCCCGAGCAAAUGACCCCCGUGAGUGUCACACCGGGGACGAAACGACACAAGUGUAACGAGUGCCCCUAUGAAACGAACAGUAAGUCGCAGUACAUGUACCAUGAACAGUUUCAUCGUAUAUCUGCCGAUACCCCGUACAAGUGUCCCGAAUGCAAUUAUAGCGUUUCCAAGAGACACUUGUUGCACCAACAUAUGAGAGUUCACGGGAUAGUUUGCAAAAAAUUCGACACAGAGGCGGAAGUCGGCUCCCCGUACCCACCCCCGUACCGACCGGAGAUCGAGGACAACGACGAAUCUUAUUCCAAUCUAGACGACAUUCCUUACGUCUGGGUAUCUGCGAAGAACGAGUUCCACAAAAUGUUCAAGUGCCGCUACUGCUCCUACGUUAAUUCUCAGAAAAGCAAAAUCCCCAAUCACGAGGACAUACAUUGCAUCAAACUCGCCAACAACGAUGUAACUUUUUACAAGUGUCUUGAAUGCAAAUAUACCUGCGACGGCAAGAGCAAGCUCACCGAGCACUCGAAGUCGCACGGUGAGAUAUACGGCCGCAUCUACUGCCCCGUAGACCUCGACGUGCCGGACGAAGAGCAGAUCGCCAAGUUGAGAGAAGUGAUCGAGAAAGGCGGUGAAGCUGCCGACGUUGACGACAACCAGAAGGACGGCUACGGUAAUGACCGAGUCCUGUUCUUCUGCCAGAGGUGUCCCGCCAGGUUCUUCGAUAAACUAGAGUUGCAGAGGCACGACAAACUUCAUAAUUUCAAUUUAAGUUACGCCUACAAAUGCAAGAGUUGCGAGUUUUCAGUUCCAAAGGAGAGCGCUUUGAAUUGUCAUAACUUCGUGCACACAGACGAGUACAACACUAAGUCUAAGAUGCUCAAAUCCAUGCACAGAAUACAUCCCAUGCACCCGGAUCCUCAGCUUCAGGUCGUUCACUGCCCGCUCACGUCCGGUAUAAUAUGGGUCACCGCCAAUCCAGAUAAGAAAAACGAGAGUCACGCGAAAAAACCAGAGGCAAGAAAUCCUCCUAAACAAUAUAAUUGCAAGGAAUGCCCUGCGAAAUUCUUUAAAAAUUCUGCCCUCAGCUACCACAUGGGGUUACACGGGGGCGACGGUGAAUUCAAAUGCAAAUCGUGUUCCUAUGCCGUAAAAAAUAUAGGAAACCUAGCGAAACACGAGUUGUUGCAUGAUAUAGCCAACAAGCCCCAACAAAAUGCUGACGGUUAUGAUUCAGGGGACGACGUUGACUACAAAAUACCGCUCUCCGGCACGGAUUUAUUUCAGAGAAAGACUGAAGCCCAAAAAAGAGUUUUGACUGACAAAGAUAAAUUGGUAAAGCCGAAUGACCAUUUUCCGCCGGUUUUGCAAGCCGAUCCGCAAUUCGGAUAUCUCAUGCACGGUAAUCCUGAAUUUAUUUACCCGACAUACUUGAAGAACGGCCGACAAAAAGAAAAAAGGUACAAAUGCCACAAAUGCCCAUCGGCAUUCGAAAAGAGAGAGCAGUACAAAAUCCACCUCUCUCUACAUGGAUCAAAGCAGAGAUAUAAGUGUGAGUUGUGCGACUACUCCGUCAAAUAUUAUGCUAAUUACGUGCAACAUAUGAGAAAACAUCAAAUGAACGAUGAAGCUCAAGCGGAACGUAAAAAAAUUAUCAAUGGAUACUCUGAAGCGGAAGCUGAAAAUCAAGACGCUAAACAGGAAGACGACAGCGACAAUAUCAAACUAGCAAUAAAAACAAUGCCAAAAAGACCACCGAAAACAGAUUUUCAACAAUUCUCAAUAAGUGAUCAACAAACGCUACGCCUGCUACAGCGGAGGCGCUCAAUAGAGAACUCCAUGAAAGAAAAUACAGACACUUCUCCUGCCAAGGAGCGUAAACUCCACAUGUGCUUGCUGUGUCCUUAUACCAAUCAGCGUCAAGAUGCCCUAUGUAAUCACUCUAGACGACACGACGAAAAUGAUAUCAGUAGAGCCGUCGGAAACCAAAAAUGUUGCUACUGUAAUUUAGUCGUAGUGCAAUCUCAUUUUCUUCGGGAACAUCUCAAAACGCAUUUCAUGUACCAAAAACAUUUGAAUCCCGAAUGUUACAUUGCCAAUCAGAAUGUUAGUUUCACUAUAAAGAAAAUUGCAGCUGAGGACGAAAAACCCUCUGCUGAUGUCGUGACUGAUCUCAAGUUGGAUAUAAAAGAUGUCGAAGAAGUCACAAAUGAUGAAAAAAUAUUUGUAAAGCUAGCGACAGGUGAAUUGUGGGAACCUGAAGCGUCAUAACCUAAUCAGGUAUAGAGUUUAAUACACAUCAAUAUCCACGUUUCAAAUCCAGCAAAUGUGCUUGAGCACGGAAAACAUAACUCUGGUUUAAUUUUUAUAACAAUUUACAAUACAGUUAACUUUAAAAUAGCUGCCGUGUGUUCGAUUUAAUUGGGAGUAGUCCAAGGUUCUAUUUUCAGUGCUCUGAAUUUUCUUCCAGAUUCCGUAUCAAUUAUUAUUUAUUAUCAUACAAACU
Molecule: messenger RNA, 5484 nt
Organism: Aricia agestis (brown argus)
Lineage: Eukaryota; Metazoa; Arthropoda; Insecta; Lepidoptera; Lycaenidae
Product: zinc finger protein 729-like
Exons: 5
Coding region: 63-5249 (1728 amino acids)
Biological process (GO): regulation of transcription by RNA polymerase II
Molecular function (GO): DNA-binding transcription factor activity, RNA polymerase II-specific; RNA polymerase II transcription regulatory region sequence-specific DNA binding
Source: RefSeq, a predicted model, not a curated record